Sinocyclocheilus grahami is the source of this 2492-nucleotide messenger RNA. RefSeq names its product TIR domain-containing adapter molecule 1-like. Gene Ontology annotation, cellular component: endosome. NCBI's taxonomy places the organism in Eukaryota, Metazoa, Chordata, Actinopteri, Cypriniformes, Cyprinidae. Bases 341 to 2077 code for a protein of 578 amino acids. Gene Ontology annotation, molecular function: signaling adaptor activity. Gene Ontology annotation, biological process: TRIF-dependent toll-like receptor signaling pathway; positive regulation of type I interferon production; positive regulation of canonical NF-kappaB signal transduction. The transcript has 2 exons. The record is from RefSeq and is a predicted model, not a curated record.
AGAAGUCCACAGAGCUGAACUUCUUCCGCAUUACAAGAGAAAGCAAAAAGACAAACAUUCAGUCUUGGGCACAUUUAGGUGUCACUUCAUGCUUUAGAUGCAAAACAACCGCAAACUGCGGCUUUAUGUCUGACAGUCCGUCCAUUUAUGCGCCGUUUAUUCUGUGAAGGUCUCAAAGUCUGGUUCUGUGUCCCAGUUCCUGCUUCUGGAUGAAUGCAGAACUAUAACAAAGCAUUCAGAAGCUCAAGCGCAUCUAAGUGACUUCAGAUUGAAUGGAAUGGCUUGAACAUGUCAUAUGAGAGCACAUAUUCACGUAUGAUCAUCCGUACUUGCGUAAACAAUGGCAGACGGUGGAGUAGAGCUUAUGGAUCAAGGAUUUGCGAAUCUUGCCAAGGCAUUUGAGAUCCUUUCCCAGGCUGGGCAGGAACGAUGGGUCAGCCUGACAUUAAAAAUGGACCGCAGGCGGGAGGAGGAAUUGGUGAAUGCCAUGUGCUUGAUUCUCCUGAAGAGGAUUGGAGAGGCGCACGCUAAGCUAACGGCUAACAGCGACAGCAGCGUUGGAAAAUACUUGGCCGAAAUGGUCAAAAUGCACGGAGAACGUGUCAACAGUAGCCACAUUGGCGGUUUUAAGUCAACAGAUGUCAAUACGUUAUUGGAUAUCGCCAGAGUUUUCGCCGUUUUGGUGCAGGAGAGAUUGUGCGACAAAUUGCUACGAGAUCAAGCAUACCGCGAGGCUCUUGCGUCGAGCAGAAUGGCUGGUUUGCCAUCUUUAGACAUCGAGGAGGAAGUAAAGCAAGUCUGCGGUCCUGACAUUAUCAAUGAAUCCAACACCGAACGUCCUACUGAAACGUACAAUUUGACGUCGCUAGAGGGAAACGAAAGCCCUCCAUCAUCUCAGCAAUCAAGUUCGCGCUAUAGUCUCGAAAUUAGCUUGGCAACCGCUACAGAAUCCAAUAUGGAACAAUCAAAGCCGAUGAGUCUACGAACACCAACAGAUAGCGAGACUACAACCAGUCAAGACCAACUACGACAUCGUCUUAAUAAAUCAGCUAAUAUUUGUGCAAAGAGCCAGCUACCGACAGCGGACAUCAAUGGCGCGACAAAGUCAAAGCAGUGUCUAGACCACAACGGAAGCUCCCAACUUGUGACAUCCAAAAACGCGAAUCUUGAUUUUUCGUCCACCCCAAACGAUGGCGACAAACUUCAAGCUCAGCCACUAAACGCUACAGAUCACAAACCGACAACUCAACCUGGCAGUGUUAGCUCUCCAGAACCGAGCCAAAGCGACGUCGAAGAAACUUUUUACGAUUUUGUGAUCCUACACGAAGCCGAAGACGCGGACGAAGCGCAAAGACUCAGGGACAAACUUGAGAGUAUCAUCCGUGGAGUCGGCGCGACAUUUUCCGAUGAAUUCGAGCAACCUGGAAAGUCGACGUUGCGAUGUAUGGAGGACGCCAUCGAGAAUUCGGCAUUCACGCUGCUGCUGCUCACCCAGAACUUCAACUCCAACCUCAGCGCGACCAGCGCCGAUUCGGCGAUCGUGAAUUCGCUGGAAAACCACCACAAAAUGAACUCCGUAAUUCCGCUGCUACCUCGCAAGAACUGUUUGUCGCGCAAAAGUUUUCCAUUGGUGCUUCAGACGAAGGUUCCUCUCGAUGAAAGCAGCAGAAUGUUCGAACGCAACGCCCAAAAGGCCAUCGCACGGGAAAAAGUGGCAAGCCAAAAGACGAUUUGGAUGACCAAACAGCAUCGUAAGAAACUAGUCGAGGAACAGAAGAGACUACAAGAGGAGAACGCCAUAAAAGCGGACCUACGACGAGAGCAGGAAAAAUUAGCGCGGCUGAGACUAGAAAGCGAAAUUCAGCAAAAUAACAUGUUUUGUGGUGCAUCUGCACCAAUGCAUCCACCUCCGGCACAUGGGCCGAUGCAUUCGCAACAUGGCGCGUUGCAGCAGCAGCAACCGUCGUGCAUCCACAUCGAGAACGCGCAGAACGUUAUGAUCGGAAAUCACUCAACGAUGAAUAUCGACCAUGCUAAAAACCCGGCCGAUGAGUUUGAUUUUAAACCUGGUGUUUAAAGUGUUUUUUCACUAAAAUAGGUGUUGUGAGAAAUCUGUAAAACUGUUGUUUUAGCAAAUCAGGUUUGCUGACAUCUGGUUGGCUGAUGAGUUUUUGGGGGCGGGGUUUGGAGAAUGCCUGAUGGUCAACUACAACUACCAAAAAGUACAAGAAAAAGUGUUUCGUAUCAUUGUAUUAAUUACAACAUUAGGGCUGUCGGUAUUUUUUAUGGUGGUUUAUGGGUGGGUUUUUUUUUUGAGUCUAAGCUUCAUUUCCAUUUGUUUUAGUAAAAUAAAUAAAAUCAUAUGACAGCAAGGAAAAUGUUUACACUUUUUCCGGUUGUAUGAUUUACGGUUAAGUUUUCUCAUGACAAACUAUGCUAAAUUAUUCUGUAUUACUCUGCUAAUUACUGUGGGGGAAUUUCUUAAUUUCUGA